CGAUCCAUCCACCGAAAGCCCACACGAAAGAACGAGCACGCGCGAGGAUGGCGGGCACAACCACCACCGGCGGCGGCGGCGGGGGAGCGGCUCAGGGGGGUCACCGGGCGCUGGGGCUGCUGGCGAGCGCGGCGAAGCGGAAGGACGGGUUCGUGCAGCUGCUGCUGAUGUCGGGCAUCCUCAUGAUGAGCCUGCGGUCCCUGAGCCAGAAGCACCGCGUCCGCGACCUCGCCAACGACGCCGCCGAGCUCAGCCUCGAGCAGGAGCACAUCUCCCACCGCAUGCGCGAGCUUCGGGACGAGCUCGACCGCGAGGCCGGCGCCGACCCCUCGGGCGCGUUCGCCUCCCACCUCCGACGCAUCUUCGCCGCUCACCCUCCCACCCCCGCCGCCGCCCCCGCCCCCGCCACCGACGACCACUAGCUCCCUCGUCUCCGUUCAGAUCGUGGCGGCGCGCCUUGUUCUUCGACGGCUUCGUCCCUGUUUACUCUUUGUGAUCUCGGUUCUUGCCUUGUGUAGAUGCUUCUGAACCAUGGCCGUGCACGCCAUGUGUUUGUGGAAAUGCCGGGAAGGGGCUGCCGGAUUGUAUCGAACCGGAAACCACCCACAUUUUGUUACCUACUCACAGCGCGCCACAUUGUGCUGCACUUGGAUGGAUUAAUUUUGCACUUUUCUCUAUAUAUCAAUAAUUUUGUUGAGUUGGUUGUUGAUGCUCUCUA
Messenger RNA from Triticum dicoccoides, 718 nucleotides. RefSeq lists its product as uncharacterized. The transcript has a single exon. The record is from RefSeq and is a predicted model, not a curated record. NCBI's taxonomy places the organism in Eukaryota, Viridiplantae, Streptophyta, Magnoliopsida, Poales, Poaceae. Bases 48 to 422 code for a protein of 124 amino acids.